Molecule: messenger RNA, 2943 nt
Organism: Ustilaginoidea virens
Lineage: Eukaryota; Fungi; Ascomycota; Sordariomycetes; Hypocreales; Clavicipitaceae
Exons: 1
Coding region: 1-2943 (980 amino acids)
Biological process (GO): mRNA splicing, via spliceosome
Cellular component (GO): spliceosomal complex; intracellular anatomical structure
Molecular function (GO): RNA binding; ATP binding
Source: RefSeq, a predicted model, not a curated record
AUGACUGGCGACAGGGACUACGGAUUCAACCCCAAGCGAAGGAGACUAGACUCAUCACGACCUCCAAACAGGUUCCAUAAUGAUUCCCGCGGGUCAAGACCUCGCGCGCGGUCGAGCCACGUCCCGACGCCGACGCCGACGAGGGAGCAGGAGCACCACGAGUACCAUGAGCCGGCUGAGCAAGACAUGCUGGCCCUGGACAGGGACUGGUACGGAGGCGAUGAGCUAGGAGGACAUGCCUUUGGAGACGAUACCCACAAUCCCUUCGCGUCGUACGAGAUGUCGGCGUGGGAGGCUCAGCAACAAGAGUCGUCAAAGGCGGAGAAGAUGGCGAGCCGGUACGAUGCCAGGCAAGAGCAGCGCCGGAGGGAGAAUGACGCGUGGGAAACGAAUCGGAUGCUGGUCUCGGGCGUGGCCCAGCGAAGGGACAUGGCGUCGGACUUUGACGACGACGAGGCAACGCGAGUGCACCUGCUGGUUCACGAUCUCCGGCCCCCUUUUCUGGACGGGCGGACAAUCUUCACCAAGCAGCUCGAGCCGGUCCCGGCGGUCAGAGACUAUCAGAGCGACAUGGCCGUGUUCAGCAGAAAGGGCAGCAAGGUGGUGAGAGAGGCUCGCCAGCAAAGUGAGCGCCAGAAGCAAGCCCAGGAGGCCACCAGCAUGGCCGGGACGACGCUGGGCAACAUCAUGGGCGCCAAGGACAACGACGAGGACAGCGCUCUACCCGGCCCCGGGGACAGGGAAGCCGAAAAGACCGUGUCCAAGGGCAACAAGUUCAGCGCGCACCUGAACAAGUCGCAGGGCGCCAGCGACUUCAGCAGGAGCAAGACCCUUCGCGAGCAGCGAGAGUACCUGCCCGCCUUUGCGGUGCGCGAAGAGCUGCUCAGAGUCAUCCGGGAGAACCAGGUCACCAUUGUCAUUGGGGAAACCGGCUCCGGCAAGACGACGCAGCUGACGCAGUUCCUCCACGAGGACGGCUACGGACGCGUGGGCAUGAUUGGCUGCACGCAGCCGCGGCGCGUUGCGGCCAUGAGCGUCGCCAAGCGGGUGGCCGAGGAGAUGGAGGUGGAGCUAGGCACCGUGUGCGGCUACGCCAUCCGGUUCGAAGACCACACCAGCAAGGACACGGUGAUAAAGUACCUGACCGAGGGGAUCCUGCUCCGAGAAUCGCUCAACGAGCCGGACCUGGACCGGUACUCGUGCAUCAUCAUGGACGAGGCGCACGAGCGGGCGCUCAACACGGAUAUCCUGCUGGGCCUGUUCAAGAAGAUCCUGCAGCGGCGACGGGACCUCAAGCUCAUCGUCACCUCUGCGACCAUGAACGCGAAGCGCUUCUCCGACUUUUUCGGGGGCGCGCCCGAGUUCACCAUCCCCGGGAGGACGUUCCCGGUCGACGUCAUGUUCCACCGGUCCCCCGUCGAAGACUACGUGGACCAGGCGGUGCAGCAAGUCCUGGCCAUCCACGUCUCCAUGGAUGCGGGCGACGUGCUCGUCUUCAUGACGGGGCAGGAGGACAUUGAAAUCACGUGCGAGCUGGUGCGGAAACGGCUGGACGCGCUCAACGACGCGCCCGAGCUGAGCAUCCUGCCCAUCUACAGCCAGAUGCCGGCCGACCUGCAGGCCAAGAUUUUCGACCGAGCGCCGCCGGGCGUCCGAAAAUGCAUCGUGGCGACAAACAUUGCCGAGACGAGCCUCACGGUCGACGGCAUCAAGUACGUGGUCGACGCCGGGUACUCCAAGAUGAAGGUGUACAACCCCAAGAUGGGCAUGGACACCCUCCAGGUCACCCCCAUCUCGCAGGCCAACGCGUCCCAGCGCUCGGGCCGGGCGGGCCGAACCGGCCCCGGCAAGGCGUUCCGGCUGUACACGGAGAAGGCGUUCAGGGAGGAAAUGUACCUGCAGACGAUCCCCGAGGUGCAGCGGACGAACCUCUCCAACACGGUGCUGAUGCUAAAGUCGCUCGGGGUCAAGGACCUGCUCGACUUCGACUUCAUGGACCCGCCCCCGCAGGACACCAUCUCGACGUCCAUGUUCGACCUGUGGGCGCUGGGCGCGCUGGACAACCUCGGGGAGCUGACGGAGCUGGGGCGCAAGAUGAGCGCCUUCCCCAUGGACCCCUCGCUGGCCAAGCUGCUCAUCACGGCCGAGCAGUACGGGUGCAGCGAGGAGAUGGUGACGAUUGUGUCGAUGCUCUCGGUGCCCAACGUCUUUUACCGGCCCAAGGAGCGGCAGGACGAGGCGGACGCGCAGCGCGAGAAGUUCUGGGUCCACGAGUCGGACCACCUCACCUACCUGCAGGUGUACCAGGCCUGGAAGGCCCACGGCUUCUCGGACGGCUGGUGCAUCAAGCACUUCCUGCACGCCAAGUCGCUCCGGCGCGCCAAGGAGGUCCGCGAGCAAAUCGUCGACAUUGUCAGGGCCCAGGGCAUGGACAUGAGCAGCUGCGGCAUGGACUGGGACGUGAUCCGCAGGUGCGUCUGCUCGGGCUACUACCACCAGGCGGCCAGGUACAAGGGGUCCGGCGAGUACAUCAACGUCCGGACCAACCUGGGCGUGCAGCUGCACCCGACCAGCGCGCUCUACGCGGGCCACCCGCCCGACUACGUCGUCUACCACGAGCUCAUCCUCACGUCCAAGGUCUACGUGUCCACCGUCACGGCCGUGGACCCGCGCUGGCUGGCCGACCUGGGCGGCGUCUUCUACUCCAUCAAGGAAAAGGGGUACUCGAUGCGCCACAAGCGCGUCACCGAGACGGAGCUGAAUCGCAGGAUGGAGAUUGAGGCCAAGAUGGCAGAGGACAAGCGCCGGGACGAGGAGCGCAAGCAGGCGGAGCAGGAGCGGGUCGCCAAGAAGAAGGCGCCGGCGGAUGGGAAGCGGCUUGUCGUCACCCAGGGCGCGGUGAAGAAGCCUGUUGUGAGGAGGCGAGCAAGAGGUGGUUUCUGA